CAGCCGCCUCUCCGCCCGGAUCUAUUGUCACCAGCACCCCCUCCUCGCCACAAUUAAUCCGAUGAAUUUGCCAUGAUUGAUCCGUAUUAAUAGCUGGGGUGGGUGGGCGUGUUUGGGGCUUUCUUUUUUUUUUCCUUCCCCCCGUUUCCCCCUUCUUUUUUCCCUUUUCCUCCCCCCUUCUCUUUUAUUGUUUGGUUUUGUUUCUGGAGGGGCCGGGCUGGGCUCCGAUCUCCACUCCCGAGUCCAUCCCUGGUCGGUGCCUGAGAAAAUUGCAUCUGGAUGCAUCGUUAUUAUUAUUAUUGUGUUUGAUCCAGGGAGAUAAAGGAGGAGGGGGAGAGGAGUGAGUGCGUGCUCGUGGGGAGGGGAAGGCUGCACCCUCCCUGCACACACACACACACACACACGCAGAGAAGGAGAGCUCCAGACAGAGCUAUAUAUUUUUUUUUUCACCCCCCUGGAACUUCUUUUAGUUGGGGAGGAAAGGAAGAAAGAAAAUAAAUUCUGUGCAAGGAAAUACUCUCAGCUCCCUCCUUCCAGCGGGUCUCUCUCCUUCUUUCUUUAUUUCCCCCUUUCUCCUCUGCUUUUUUUUCCUCUCUUUCGAAGAUCCUCGCCCUCCCAGCCCCUUGAUCAAAGCAUUCCGCUAUUCUGAUUUAUUGCCUGCUUGGUGAGGCUUCCCCCCCCCCCUUCUCUCUUCUUCCCCCCCCCCCCCUUCUUUUUUUUUUUUUUUUUUUUUUUUUACAAAGGCGACCUGAGAUCAGCCAUUACUUUCCUUGGCUCGCUUAUAGGAAUCUCUUACAUUUGGUGCUUGCUGCUGGUGGUGGUGGAACCGCACUCGGAUUCUUUCAUCCCCCCCCACCCCCUUGCUGUCCUCUCCUCCCUCCUUUUCUCCUUCCCUCUCUCCCUCUCUCCCUCCCUCCCUCCCUCCCUCCCCCGUUAUUCCGCCGGGGGAGCCGGAUUUGUGGCUGCGGUGGGGCGGGGGGGGACGAGAGCGAGAGGGAGAGCCGGCGAGAGACAUGGAUGGCCCGGCGCGAUGCAACGGGCUUCGGAAGAAGCGGCGAUCGCGGUCCCAGCGCGACCGGGAGCGGCGAGCCCAAGGCGGGCGGCGCGGCUCUGCCGCCGGUGGGGCCGCCGGCCCCGGGGCCGCCGCGGCGCUCUCCUCCUCGGGCUCGGAGAAGGAAGACAAUGGGCCCCCGCCGCCGUCCCGACCGCGGCCCCCCCGGAGGAAGCGGCGGGAGUCCUCCUCGGCCGAAGAGGACAUUAUCGACGGUUUCGCGAUGUCCAGCUUCGUCACUUUCGAGGCGCUGGAGAAGGAUGUAGCUCUGAAACCUCAGGAACGUGUGGAGAAGCGACAGAAUCCUCUAGCCAAGAAGAAACGGGAAGCACUUACCAAUGGGCUGUCUUAUCUUCCGAAGAAGAACAGACUCCACCACCACCAGUACAGCUCUGACCGAGAAAAUGAUCGUAAUCUUUGCCAGCACCUUGGGAAAAGGAAGAAGAUACCGAAGGGCCUCAGACAGCUCAAGCCAGGACAGAACAGUUGCCGAGACAGCGACAGUGAAAGCGCCAGCGGGGAAUCGAAAGGUUUCCAUCGAAGCAGCUCUCGGGAAAGACUCAGUGAUAGCUCAGCUCCUUCCAGCUUGGGAACAGGCUACUUUUGUGACAGCGACAGCGAUCAAGAAGAAAAGGCAUCUGAUGCCAGUUCUGAAAAACUGUUCAACGCUGUUACAAAUAAAGAUAAAGAGUUAGGAGUCAGUGCACUAGCUGAAAAUGACGACCCUGGUGCUAGGGGCCCAGCUGUCCCAAAAAUAUCAGGAUUAGAAAGGAGCCAAGAGAAGAGCCAGGACAGCAGCAAAGACCCAAUACUUGAGCCUGUGGUGCCUAAAGACCCUUGUCCUCAGGUGAGCCAGCCUCUGGCCCAGCCGCAGUUGGAGCCACAGCCCGAGGCACCGUGCCCCAGCCCUGCGCUGGCCCCGCGGCCGGAGGCUCCUGCCCCGCCAGCGCCGGUGCCGCAGCCGCCAGCGCCAGAGGAAGCCACGCGCCCGCCAGUGCCACAGCCUCCCACCCAGCACCCUCCGCGGCCGCAGUCACCGGUGCAGCCGGCGCACCCCAGCCUGCCCCCGGUACAGCCGCAUCCGGCCUCGCAGGGCCUCUCGCAGCCACUCUCUGCCUAUAACAGCAGCAGUUUAAGCCUCAACAGCUUAAGCAGCAGCAGAAGCAGCACUCCUGCCAAGACUCAGGCCCCUCCUCCUCACAUCUCCCACCACCCCUCAGCAUCACCGUUCCCCCUGUCUCUGCCCAGCCACAGCCCCCUGCACACCUUCACGCCCUCCCUGCAGCCCCCCGCGCACCCACAUCACCCCAAUAUGUUUGCCCCUCCUACGGCCCUGCCUCCUCCACCGCCACUGACGUCGGGGACGCUGCAGGUUCCAGGACACCCAGCUGGGAGCACUUACUCAGAACAAGAUCUCCUCCGCCAGGAACUAAACACGCGCUUUCUGGCCUCGCAGAGCGCAGACCGCGGGGCCUCGCUGGGCCCACCACCGUACCUGAGGACCGAGUUCCACCAGCACCAGCAUCAGCACCAGCACACACACCAACACACACACCAGCACACCUUCACACCUUUCCCGCACGCCAUCCCACCCACUGCCAUCAUGCCGACGCCAGCACCGCCCAUGGUGCGUACCCCAGGCAGAAAUUUUGACAAAUACCCUACAAAAGUUGACCCCUUCUACCGUCACAGUCUGUUUCACUCCUAUCCUCCAGCUGUAUCAGGUAUUCCUCCCAUGAUUCCUCCAACUGGCCCCUUUGGCUCACUACAGGGAGCAUUUCAACCCAAGACUUCCAAUCCUAUUGAUGUUGCAGCCAGACCUGGAACCGUCCCACAUACCCUUCUACAGAAAGAUCCACGGUUGACAGAUCCGUUCAGGCCCAUGCUGAGGAAACCUGGAAAGUGGUGCGCUAUGCAUGUCCACAUCGCCUGGCAGAUAUACCAUCAUCAACAGAAAGUCAAGAAACAGAUGCAGUCUGAUCCGCACAAGCUGGACUUUGGCCUGAAACCGGAAUUCCUAAGCAGGCCACCAGGUCCCAGCCUUUUUGGAGCCAUCCAUCACCCCCAUGACCUGGCCCGGCCCUCGACUCUCUUCUCUACAGCCAGCGGGGGUCAUCCAGCCGGCACCCCUUUCGGCCCACCACCUCACCACAGCAACUUCCUCAACCCAGCUGCUCACUUAGAGCCUUUCAAUCGACCCGCUUCCUUCAGUGGCCUCACUGCAGUGGGUAGUAACGCCUUCGGGGGACUGGGGAACCCCACAGUCACACCCAACUCAAUGUUCGGCCACAAGGAUGGCCCCAGUAUGCAGAGCUUUAGCAACCCUCACGAGCCCUGGAACCGACUGCACCGAACUCCUCCUUCGUUCCCGACCCCUCCGCCCUGGCUGAAGCCAGGAGAGCUGGAGCGCAGUUCAUCUGCUGCAGCUCAUGACAGAGAUAGAGAUGUAGAUAAACGAGACUCAUCUGUUAGUAAAGAUGACAAAGAAAGGGAGAGCAUUGAGAAAAGACACUCCAGCCAUCCUUCGCCAGCACCUAUCCAUCCAGUAAACUCCCUCGGACAUAAUCGCAGCUCAAAUGAGCAGAUCAGGAGCCAUCUGAAUCCCGAGGUUCGAGAGAAAGAGAAACCCAAAGAACGAGAGAGGGAUCACUCCGAAUCUCGGAAGGAAAUUAAUGUUGAAGAGCACAAGGUGAAGGACAACUAUAUUUCGGAGAAAGAAGGCCUGAGCCAUGAAAGUCGAGUGGUGGAAGAGUCUAAGCAAAUGCCCAGGGUUCCUUCACCCUAUGCUAGGCCCCCCGUUGUGGAGAGCACCAGGCCUAACAGUACUUCAAACCGUGAGGCUGAGAGGAAGAGCGAGCCGGCGUAUGAUAAUCCGAAGAAAAGCAACGAAGUCAAAGUGAAGGAGGAGAGAAAGGAAGACCAUGAUGUUCAACCUGAGGGACCUCAGACUCACAGAUCAUCUGAUCAGCCACCACCUAUAUCUACAUCCAAUGUCCAUCCAAGUCCUUUAGUGUCUAUGCCCAUGACUGUAGGUGUAACUGGUAUACAUCACAUGAACAGCAUCAGUGGCCUGGAUAGGACUCGCAUGAUGACCCCUUUUAUGGGAAUUAGCCCGAUUCCUGGUGGAGAACGUUUCCCCUAUCCUUCUUUCCACUGGGAUCCAAUGAGAGAUCCCUUAAGAGAUCCAUACAGAGAGCUAGAUAUUCAUCGGAGAGACCCCCUGGGCAGAGACUUUUUGCUAAGAAAUGACCCCCUUCAUCGUCUUUCAACGCCAAGAUUAUAUGAAGCAGACAGGUCAUUCAGGGAUCGGGAACCUCACGACUACAAUCACCACCACCAUCACCACCACCCUCUCUCUGUUGACCCUCGACGUGAGCAUGAAAGGGGCAACCACCUGGAUGAGAGGGAGCGGUUGCACAUGCUCAGAGAGGACUACGAACACGCACGCCUGCACUCAGUUCACCCCGCCGCCUUGGAUGGGCACCUGCCUCACCCAAGCCUGAUCACGCCAGGACUGCCUAGCAUGCACUACCCCAGAGUCAGUCCCCCAACGGGACACCAAAAUGGCAUCCUCAACAAAACUCCCCCCACAGCAGCUCUCAGUGCCCCUCCACCUCUUAUUUCUACUCUGGGACCUCGGCCCGGGUCUCCCAGAAGGACUACUCCUCUGUCGACAGAGAUGAGAGAGAGGCCUCCUUCUCACACCCUCAAGGACAUUGAAGCUCGAUAAGGAGAGUGAGACUAAAUAAAAACCAGAGAAAGAGGGACAGAACGUUGUAAAUGAACAUAAUAUAAAGACCUUCUUACUAGUCAUUGAUACAGACUGGGGAUGUGACCCACUGUACAAUAUGUAUAGACCCGAGUGCAAAGAUUUUGAAAUGGUUUUUUUGUAUAUUAUAUGUUGAAAUUUUCCAGAUCUUUUAGCCAAGUCCAUGUUCCUCGUGUCUCCUCCUCUAUUUUAUUUCUAGUUUAAAGAUUUCAAAAUUUGAACUGAAGAACAAGACAUUAAUCUGAAUGAUUUGACUAGCAACAAGCCACCACCAAUGUCAACCAUACAAAGCUCUUUCAGACCAGAAGUGAAGACAAUUGUAGAUAUUUAUGUAAAAAGAUUGCUUCAUGGGUUAAUGGUUCAUAUAUGCAAAAAGGGUAAGAUGAAAGCUUUACUUUGUACAAAUGUAAAUAGAUAAAAUUAAGUAACAUAAUACAUUAAUACUUCUUAAACUGUGCUAUUUGCAAACUUAAUAUUGAUCAACACAGUCUGCUUAUGCUGUGUUACAUAUAUUGUUAUAGACAGCUAAACCCCUUCAACUAUGCAAUGAAUUUUAAGGCUUUUCACAAAAGCCUUUAUAACUCAAAGGAGCCUUUUCAACACACAACAUAAUUAAAGUCAUAUUUUCCCUGAACAAGCUCAUCUAUAAUAGAAACCUCUUUCUCUUGCUUGUUUUGAUGAAGAAACAGCCCAUUAGAAGUGUCAUUUUCUGUCUGAACCCCUGCACCAAGAGGCUGAUGUUACUGUAGCUCAUGUACUCCGUAGAACACGUCAGGGUUAGCAGCCUGUAACCUCUGGUUCUGUAGUUGUACAGAUUGGGUUUCAGUCACAUUAAUCUGGGUUAAACAGAGUAAUAAUCAAAUGCUGGAUAUUUUCCAGAACUUUGUCACUUCACAUGUCAAAUUUAUUUUGGAAGAACGUCUGCUUAUAGCCAUUCGUGUCUGGGUUUAUUGCCAGUGUGGCGUUUUUAUCUGUACACACACUGGUUUGGGUUUUUUUAAGUGAUUUUUAGGUACAUUGAAACAAAUCCUACAAGAAAGGUAAUACUUUUCUAAAUGAUGGAUAUGUUUUCACUGUGGAUCAGCAGUUGAAUUAAUGAACUCUGAUGCAGAUUUCAUAAUGCAAUUUCUUGUAUUUCAGUUGGUAAUAAAGUCUGUGCAUAGCUAACAGGCCAGCCUUGUUGUUCCCUAAUCACAGAAGACAUGAAAUAACCUGCAGAAACAUGGUCCUUUGGAAAGAUAUGCAUCGAUCUUCUGAAAUCUGUCUUUUCAUAACACACUUUUUUAUACCGUGUUCAGUUUCUUGUCUAAAUAUUUGGAGAGAAUAUGACUUUAUCAGAGAGAAUUCACUAUCUUGUCUACUGGACUGUAAAAUAUAUGUAUGAAAUAAAAUUAGUUCCAUUGGUCUUCUAGUGUAUUAAAGUGCUAUCUGAAGUUGUUACCCUGUUUUGGCAAAAAAAAAAAAAGGAAAAAAAAAAGAAAAAAGUUAACUACAGACAGUUGUUUCUAAUGCUCAGAGAUCUAUUUUAGUAGUCAACUGAAGGUUUAGUUGUGAGCUUCAGAUUUUGUGAACUCCAGAUGUUGUGCAGUGGUUCUUUUCUUUCCUUUUUUUUUUUUUUUUUUGGUUUGGUUUUUUGUUUUGUUUUGUUUUUUUAAGAACAAAAGGAAAACUACAAAAAAAACCCCAACCCUGAAGAAUAUGUACACUGGAACCGUAGUGGUAGCUUUCAGUAUUGUAAAGAGAUUGUUAUAUACGAACCUUUUUGCUGUUUAUCCUGUAUGUAAUAAAGUCCUUUCUAGAUCCUAUGUGAAAAGCAAAGUGAAGCGGCUCUCAAUCUUCAGCAUGUUUCCUCAUCAGCGAAGACUUGUGUAAUGUAAAUUGUGCCAUGUUAUUAAAAAAUGUGAACUAAA
This is a messenger RNA of Strigops habroptila (Kakapo), 6730 nucleotides long. RefSeq names its product activator of transcription and developmental regulator AUTS2 (gene AUTS2). The record is from RefSeq and is a predicted model, not a curated record. Lineage: Eukaryota; Metazoa; Chordata; Aves; Psittaciformes; Psittacidae. The transcript has 19 exons. The coding region runs from base 1014 to 4781 and encodes 1255 amino acids.